Messenger RNA from Bombina bombina (fire-bellied toad), 1313 nucleotides. It is a transcript of the gene MMADHC, whose product is annotated as metabolism of cobalamin associated D. The record is from RefSeq and is a predicted model, not a curated record. Gene Ontology annotation, cellular component: mitochondrion. The coding region runs from base 107 to 1057 and encodes 316 amino acids. The transcript has 9 exons. Lineage: Eukaryota; Metazoa; Chordata; Amphibia; Anura; Bombinatoridae. Gene Ontology annotation, biological process: cobalamin metabolic process.
AGCUAGCCUAGCACCUGGGCUCUGCUGAAGGACGAGGUGGUUUUCCUCGCUGCUGUGUUUUUUUUAACGCAUUGUGUAGGAAUUAUGUAGUCGGUGUAACCAGAGUAUGAUUUCAUCAGCUAUGGACAGGGUAAAAGAAAUUACACAGGAAAAUCCCAAAAGAAUGGCUAAUGCACUCUGUAGCAGAGCCAGGCUUGUAACAUAUCUUCCCGGGUUUUGUUCUCUUAUCCGAAGAGUCAGAAGUACACGGGCAUUUUCUACAGCAGGAUCGUCUGGCUCUGAUGAGCCGUAUGUUGCUUCUACACCUCCUGACAUAUUUCCUAGAACAGUAUGGCCUGAUGAGACAAUGGGUCCAUUUGGCCCUCAAGACCAGCGAUUUCAGCUUCCUGGAAACGUUGGGUUUGAUGCCCAUGUGAAUGGUAUGGACUUACAGAAGAAAAUCCAAGUUCAUAAAAACUUGCCUGAUCUUUUGACUGAGCCUGCAUCAAGUGAAAGACAUGAAUUUGUAAUGGCACAAUUUGUGAAUGAAUUUCAGGGAAAUGAAGCUUCCUUGUCUAAGCCGGAAUUGAACAAUAUGGAAACAUACUUUGAAAAUGCUAAAGUAGAAUGUGCCAUUCAGACCUGCCCAGACCUACUGAGAAAAGAUUUUGCAUCAAUGUUUCCUGAGAUCUCCAGCAGUCAUCUGAUGGUACUAACUGUAACACAACGAUCUGUAAAUGAUAUGACUGCUUGGAGUCCAGAGGUAGAGGGUGAGAGGGAGAUGUUGUUGGAAAAGUUUAUUAAUGGUGCCAAGGAAAUUUGCUAUGCACUGAGGACAGAAGGCUAUUGGGCGGACUUUAUUGAUCCAUCUUCAGGUCUUGCAUACUUUGGACCUUACACAAACAAUACCCUCUUUGAGACGGAUGAACGAUAUCGCCAUCUUGGGUUCAGAGUAGAGGACCUUGGGUGUUGUAAAGUAAUUCGUCACAAUGUUUGGGGCACCCAUGUUGUUGUGGGAAGUAUUUUUACCAAUGCACCUUCAGAUAGUCCAAUCAUAAGGAAGUUGGGCGAAAACUAGUUGCUGUAUCAUUCAAUGAAGUCUACUCUUUACUUGAUGAUCAACUUGAUGUACCUCCCUCACUUUGUGAAAAGGCACCUUAUUUAUAAAGAAAAUUCUUCAUUUAUAUAUAAACGCUAUACAAACUACAUUUAUUUAUGGAAAAUACCAACAAAUAAUUUAUGGCCUUUUAAAUUCAUUGGGAAUAACUAAAACGAGGCCAUGGGAACCAAUGAACUUGUGCCAUUCGGCCAUUAAUAAAAGUUUCUAAAUGAUA